This is a messenger RNA of Cervus elaphus (red deer), 802 nucleotides long. It is a transcript of the gene RPS9, whose product is annotated as ribosomal protein S9. Gene Ontology annotation, cellular component: cytosolic small ribosomal subunit. The record is from RefSeq and is a predicted model, not a curated record. The transcript is spliced from 5 exons. The coding region runs from base 149 to 733 and encodes 194 amino acids. Gene Ontology annotation, molecular function: rRNA binding; structural constituent of ribosome. NCBI's taxonomy places the organism in Eukaryota, Metazoa, Chordata, Mammalia, Artiodactyla, Cervidae. Gene Ontology annotation, biological process: positive regulation of translational fidelity; translation.
GCCUUUCCUGAUUGGUGCAGACUUGCGCUGUGCGUGCUGACGUCACAAGAGGGCGACGUUGCUAUAAGAACGCGGCCGGCGAACGCGUGCGCCUCUUUCUUGGUUUCCAGAGCGUUCGCUCAGGCGCAGACGGGCAAACAGAGCCAGCAUGCCGGUCGCCCGGAGCUGGGUUUGUCGCAAAACCUAUGUGACCCCGCGGAGACCCUUCGAGAAGUCCCGGCUCGACCAAGAGCUGAAGCUGAUCGGCGAGUAUGGGCUCCGGAACAAACGUGAGGUCUGGAGGGUCAAAUUCACCCUGGCCAAGAUCCGAAAGGCUGCCCGGGAGCUGCUGACGCUGGAUGAGAAAGACCCGCGGCGUCUGUUCGAAGGUAACGCCCUGUUGCGGCGGCUCGUCCGUAUCGGGGUGCUGGACGAAGGCAAGAUGAAGCUGGAUUACAUCCUGGGCCUGAAGAUUGAGGAUUUCUUGGAGAGACGCCUGCAGACCCAGGUCUUCAAGCUGGGCCUGGCCAAGUCCAUCCACCACGCCCGCGUGCUCAUCCGCCAGCGCCACAUCAGGGUCCGCAAGCAGGUGGUAAACAUCCCGUCCUUCAUCGUGCGCCUGGACUCCCAGAAGCACAUCGACUUCUCCCUGCGCUCCCCGUACGGCGGGGGCCGCCCGGGCCGCGUGAAGAGGAAGAACGCCAAGAAGGGCCAGGGCGGGGCCGGAGCCGGCGACGACGAGGAGGAGGACUGAGCCCGGGCAGUGCCCUGGGCUGGCGGAGCGCUGGCGGGCCUCAGAUAAUAAAGCAGGAUAUCCACGCUG